Exserohilum turcica Et28A is the source of this 1512-nucleotide messenger RNA. RefSeq lists its product as uncharacterized. Lineage: Eukaryota; Fungi; Ascomycota; Dothideomycetes; Pleosporales; Pleosporaceae. Gene Ontology annotation, biological process: peroxisome organization. Bases 55 to 1197 code for a protein of 380 amino acids. Gene Ontology annotation, cellular component: peroxisomal membrane. The transcript has 4 exons. The record is from RefSeq and is a predicted model, not a curated record.
GUACACGUCGCAACAGCGCCACUUUCCGGCGCGUUGGCUGUGGCGGUUGCAGCCAUGUAUAAACAAGCAACGCAGAAGACGGGUGAGGUGCUGUCGCUGCCGCCAAGGUGGCUCGGCAUGUACUCUGACUUCAUCACAAAGAACAGCAGCGCCGUGACGCAGAUUGAGUCUGCGCUGCGCUCACUGACAUACAUCAUCCCUGGACGCUUCCGGGAAUCCGAAAUCGCCUCCGAAUCUCUCCACAGCGGCGUCCAGGUCCUCUCUCUCUACCAUGAUUCUCUCCUCGCCAAAGCCAUGGCACAGAUGCCCGGGACGCGCCGGCAUCCCGUCACCCCGCAUCAUCGAUACACCAAGUUCUGGACGCAAAACUCGCCCACGUACAAGCGCAUUGCGCUGGUCCUGCAGAUGAUCCAAUAUACCGAGCUGCUGUGGGAGAUGGCGGCCAAGAGAAAGGGCGAAAAGGUGCGAUGGCGCGUGGUGGUGUUGCUCGAGGUCGUAAAGGCAGUGUGCCGAUUGCUGCUGUUGCGAUUGACCAACUCCCGCCCUCUCUUGUCUCCCCCGCUUCCCCAACGAGAGGUCGACCCAAGCUCGCUGGAAGAUUCGUCGGCGUCGGCCGACGGAAUGGACACGCCGCCAAGCGAGCGCUCCGUCGAGGCUGAGAAUUGGACGAUGCCCAGGACUGGCCUGUCAAUGCCCAGCCUGCCCGACUCUUCAGAUAUCUCCAGCUACCUCCUCUCCAAGGUGCUCACGGCCGAUGAUAUCAAACCACCCAAAGCAUUGUUGCACCGAGUGAGCGGAAAGGGUGAGCUCGCUGAGGUACUGUACAUUUUGCGACCUGUUGCCUAUGCCUUGGCAAUGCAGCACUUUAGCGGCGACCGCAAGAGCUGGCGACCGUGGUUGAUUGGUGUGAGCAUCGAGUAUGGUGCCAGACAGCUAGCCAAGAAGGACUUUAAAGAGCGACUAGCCGGAGGCCUUCGCGGUCUGACUGGUUUGGAGAGGGAAGAGCUGCGGAAGCGAGGCUGGUCUCUGGGCUGGUGGGCCAUGCGUGGCGCGUUCUACGAGAACAUCACCAAGGCCUGGAUCCACUCGAUAACCGCAAAGCUCAAGGGCAAGCCUCUUCUCGACAUGGUCGGCGGCGUCAUCGAAGACUAUGAGUUCCUCUGGGACCAGUACUACUUCCCGACUGCUACUCUGUAAAUUUGUGUCGCUAUGUACUUUGCAUGUUAUGCGGUAAUGUUUGUCAUGGAGCUCCUGGUUUUAGGCAAUGGACGGCAAUGAAGCCCACUGCCCGUCUUUUCUUCGUCGUCUAAGGCCUUGUAUUGAGAUGUUGAGAUACUCCGAGGCCAUAGGGUGGUUUUUUCCCGAGUCUCCGCUUUCGUCUUGGGGAUUCGCAGUUUGUAUUAUACCUUCUUUGAUACCAAUGAUUUGAUAUUGCUGGCUUUCCAUGGUCCAAAUAGAGAUGCCGGUCUGCACAUGCGCCCGUAUGCUACUCUGGGCUGUGGCGAGUGAUUC